AAAAGGGGCAAGAAAAAAAAAAGACAACAAUGGGUGAGCAAAAAACAUACAACAGCCUAAGUACGCCAGUCCUCAACCGCCUGCUUGCCGCCCUUGUUCCCGCGAAUUCAAGGGCCUUCCCGGAGCCUUCCCGGAACCUCUCUAUCAUGCACCCGAACCAAUGCAGGUGGCUGAGAUCUGUUUUUAUGAUGCCAAAUAGACAGCAAGUCCUCAUAAUGGAUGCCUUUGCAACGAGAAUGGGGAAAGAAAACCCCUUUCCUGCCCGCCCUGCUGGGGAGCCACUCAUCUUCCCCACAGCAUGGUUGAACUGGCUUGUUAAGAGAAGACAGAACAAGUAGCAUCUGAUCUACUUAGAAUGGGUGGCAAUUUCUUUGCACGGCUUGCUGAGGAAGCUGUGGACUUGAAGAAGUACAACAAUAAAGUUGUUCGCAGGGCGGUGCUGCCUUGUACUGAAUCCUCUUAUCAGGAAACUCUUACUGCUUAUGACAUGUGGCGUGAGAAACAUCUGGAGGCACCAUCUCCACCAGAUAUACAGGCUUACAAGGCAUUCUUGGUUUCUGUUGGUCGGGCAAAGAAUGGUCGGAUACAUGAUAGACCUGUGCCGGAUACAAUGGAUGGGUUUCAAAGAAAUUUUGAAGCAGGUUGGCAGCGGGAACGGAACUGCACAUUUCCAGAGUCUGUAACUGUUACCAUAAGAGAGUUCAUCAAGAGCGACUUGAUGAAGGAGAUUGGCAUAAAAGAGGGGGAGAUGGAGAAGCAUUACCUGUCCCCAGAUGAUAUAAAGGCUGCUCUUGAAUUCCUGUGGUGUAGGGACUAUCUGGACUACAAGGGCCAAUUCAGAGAACAGAGCAGAGUGGACCUGGCACAUUCAAUCCUUCUAUAUUGCUAUACCUCAGCAAGAACAGGGGAAGUCCAUGAGUCAACAGCACAAAGGGCCACAGCCUGCCAUAAGAAUGCCCAAGAUGCAAGCGACAAGGAUCUCACAGUGAAGGAUGGACUUGAAGAUAAGCAGGGCCUGGAGGCACGGGUGCUUUCCACAUGCUAUAAGGCGAGCUGCAUUGUUGUUGGUGAGGUGAUGCUUGUGCUCAUGUAUGAGAGGGAGUAUGUGAAAGGACAUUGGCGGAAGAAGAAAUGGGACCUCCCAAAGCACAUCUUCUAUAAGAUCUACAAGCAGAAGACUCUGCUUCUUGUAAACCUGCUUCUCUAUUUCCUUCCAUCAGCAACUGCUGACAAUGCAUUCUGCAACUACAAAUCAGUUGAUGAGCUUCUUGAUUAUGUUGACUGA
Coccidioides posadasii C735 delta SOWgp is the source of this 1285-nucleotide messenger RNA. The record is from RefSeq and is a predicted model, not a curated record. NCBI's taxonomy places the organism in Eukaryota, Fungi, Ascomycota, Eurotiomycetes, Onygenales, Onygenaceae.